GAGUUGCCCGUGAUGUCACGCUCUCUAGCAGCAGCAACAGGCGUUCGCGAGCGGACAGCGGAGAACGAGACACGAAUAUCGCAAGGAAGAAAAAAACACCUGGAACUGUAACAAGACACACUGAAACUUCACUUCCUCGUGAGCUUGUUUUGUCAUCUGAACGUUUGAUUGCUUUUGUGGUAAAUAAAACAGUCAUCGAUGUUCGUGAUCUGUCGUCCGAUGUUCGCCAACAAAAACUCUCGCGGAAGGAAAGUUUGGGAAGGCCUCUGACGUCACGCCUCUGGGGACACUUCCAUCUAAUACAGGACAGGACGGGUUUUCGUAACAUCUAACUGGAUUUUUACUUGAUUAAUACAGCAAACAGUCCUACAUUCCGAUCCGGAUUGAAAUCUCAGUGGAAAAACAUCCUCAGCACGACGCGAAAAUGAUGCCGAUGUUCCUGACUGUGUACCUCAGUAACAAUGACCAGCAUUUUACAGAGGUGCCCAUCACACCCGAGACCGUGUGUCGUGACGUGGUGGAGCUGUGUAAGGAGCCGGGCGACGCCAACUGCCACCUGGCUGAAGUGUGGAAAGGCUCAGAGCGUGCUAUUGGCGAGAGCGAGAAGAUGAUGGAUCUGCUGCUGCAUUGGGGACAGGACAGGCCUGAGGUUCGGUUCUUUCUGCGUCAUGGCAGAGCACCCAACCUACUGACAGACUCCAGGAGCUGGAAUCAGAAGAGGAACGGCGUCAAGAAGCCCACAGACAGACGGCCGGAGAAUGGAGUGAGCAACCCGUGGAUGGACAUGACUCUAGCGGAGCUGCAGGAAAUGUCUGCCAGACAGCAGCGUCAGAUUGACGCCCAGCAGCAGCUCCUGGCUUCAAAGGAGCAGCGCUUGAAUUUCCUGAAGCAGCAGGAGCAAAGGCAUGUGCAGACAUCUUCAGAGCAGAAGAAACUCCAGCAUCUGAGAGAGACGGUGGAGAAACAGGAGGCGCAGCUGAAGAUGGUGCGGGCUCUGAAGGGACAGGUGGAGCAGAAGCGCCUCAGCAACGGGAAACUCGUUGAGCAGGUGGAACAGAUGAACAAUCUAUUCCUUCAGAAGCAGAAGGAGUUGGUAGUUGCCGUGUCUAAAGUGGAAGAACUGAGCAAACAGCUGGAGACCCUGAAAAACGGCCAGCUGGAUGCGCUUCACAGUAACCACAGCUCUGUGGCUGAGCUGGACAGACUCUACAGGGAGCUACAGAUGAGGAAAAACAUGAACCUGGAGCAGACCGCCAAACUACAGCAGCAGAGGGAGAACCUGAACAAGAGGAACCAGGAAGUGGCCAGCAUGGACAAACGAGUCAGUGAGCUGCGCGAUCGCUUGUGGAAGAAGAAAGCUGCACUACAGCAGAAAGAGAACCUUCCCGUGAGCUUGCCUUCAGAUGGCCAGGCAGCGCAGCAGACAGGACCGUCCCGUGUGGCUGCUGUCGGCCCUUAUAUCCAGUCUUCUACGAUGCCCAGGGGUCCCAUUAAACAGGAUCUGCUUAAUAAACACGCUUACCCAGACGGCACAGCGACCAUACCGCAUCAGGACAAGACCACUCACCUGGACUCAGCCAAGGUGUCGUCAAAGAUGUCUAACUGGAGUGCGUCCGCUGCAAAGACGGCCGGUAAUCAUGGGUCAUCCAGUCUGCCCCGCAUGGUGACCCAAGCAUCCAAAAACCAAGAUAACACAGAUGUGCUGAAGCGGGACCCCAGAGUGCGCCCGGCCUCCAUGUUUGAGUCCAUUGACCCACCGGCGGCUUCUUUACGGAAGAACCAGAGCAGCGAGGACCUUGCGAGAGACGCCCAGAGCCCUGUCAAAAACCCCGUCAAGGUUCCUCCUCCAGUUCCGACGAAACCGAAACAGCCCAACCUUCCCUCCGGUGCCCAGAUGGGAUACGGCAAGAUGGCCAUAAGUGCCGGGACCUUCCCUGGGAAGAGUAAAUCUUCCGCUCAGCAGCCACCCACUGGCUCCCAGUCUGGUAAUACUUUACCCCUUCCCUCCAAACUGGAGACUCCCCCGGCCGCCACCGUACACCCCUUCAGCCCUGACCCUCCUGGAGCCAAAGACUCCGGUGGGCAGGUCCUUCACAAGCCCCAGAUGCUGACCACCAGCUCCAUCUACUCCAUGUACACGCAGCCGCAGGGCAUGCAGGGAGCGCUGAGCCGGUCCCAGAAUCGCGGCAGCAACUUUGUCAGCGUUUAUGGGAAGCCAGUGACCCCCGCAGGCCAGCAGUCUCAAAACCAGCACCCUGAGAACCCGUACCUGGACUCGCCCAGCGGCCCGGAAACAGAGAGGGACCACAGCGCUGGAGGCCCUGCUACAGAAAACCACGAGAGCGAGCGGAUCCCCAGACCUCUCAGUCCCACCAAACUGCUGCCCUUCAUCUCCAACCCCUACCGGCACCAGAGCGACGUCGACUUGGAGGCCCUCAGGAAGAAACUGUACAACGCGCCAAGACCCCUGAAGAAACGCAGCUCCAUCACGGAGCCCGAGGGCCCGGGUGGCCCCAACAUUCAGAAGCUCUUGUACCAGAAGACGACUCUGGCCGCUAUGGAGACCGCGGUGAGUCCUCCUGGAGAAGAAGAGAAGGAAACGCCCACAGAUCCUCAGAGAGCUGAUGAAGCUCCACUUGAGGAAGCAAAUCAGCCUGUUCCUGAGCCAGCGGUGUCCACAGCCGCCCCAGAGACUGAACGAGAGGACGUCCCUCCUCCACCACCUCCUCACCCGCCCCCACAGCCCGACGCUUCGUUCUUACCUCCACCGCCCCAGCCGGACAGCCCUCCUCCUCCACCCCCAACCGACAGCUUCUUGGAGGACUUUCCUCCAUAUCCUCCUCCUCCUUAUCCCAGCGGCGCUGAGCAGGAGACUCCGGACGACACGUUCAGCAUGAAACCACCAGAGGUCACCGGCCAGGUUCCCUUUCCACCGGGUAAGAGGACCAACCUGCGUAAGGCCGGAUCCGAGCGCAUCGAUCACAGCAUGAGAGUGCGCUUCAAUCCUCUGGCUCUGUUACUGGACUCCUCGCUGGAGGGAGAGUUUGAUCUGGUGCAGAGGGUCAUUUACGAGGUUGAGGAUCCCAGUCAGCCUAAUGAUGAGGGAAUCACUGCUCUCCAUAACGCAGUGUGUGCCGGCCACACCGAGAUCGUUAAAUUCCUGGUGCAGUUCGGAGUCAAUGUGAACGCCGCUGACAGUGACGGAUGGACGCCCCUGCACUGCGCCGCGUCCUGUAAUAACGUGCAGGUGUGUAAGUUCCUGGUGGAGUCUGGGGCGGCCGUGUUUGCCAUGACCUACAGCGACAUGCAGACGGCGGCGGAUAAGUGUGAGGAGCUGGAGGAGGGAUACACUCAGUGCUCUCAGUUCCUCUACGGCGUGCAGGAGAAGAUGGGCAUCAUGAACCGAGGGGUGGUGUACGGCCUGUGGGACUACGAGAGCGAGGAGGACGAUGAGCUGGCCUUCAGAGAGGGCGACUGCAUGACGGUGGUGCACAGGGAGGAUGAGGAAGAGACCGAGUGGUGGUGGGUGCGCACGACCAGCCAAGAGGGAUACGCCCCCCGAAACCUGCUGGGGCUGUAUCCAAGAAUCAAACCUCGUCAGCGGAGUCUGGCUUAAGUCCGUCGGUGAGGAGAACAAAGACUGACAGUCCAUGCUAAUACAACAAUCAACACCACUAGUUAACUUCCUCAUGAUGGUUGUAGGACCAUCUGCUUGUUUGUCCAUGUGUAUUGUUGUUGUUUUUGAUGUUACUGUUGAUAUGUUACAGUGAUGGUCACUUUUUUGUCUUUUUUUUAUUAUUAUUUUCCACAAAACAACUGAAUAGAAAUUAGGUGUUUAGAAUGUACUUUAAAUUUGUAUAUCAAGAUUUUUUUCACAGGAGAAAAAUAACAACGGUGUCCUGUGUUUUGCAUAUGGUGUUCAUUCAGUGCUUUAUUGAAAGGGAAGUGAAAGGAAAUGCAUUGUGUUGGAGAUCUGAACCUUAGGCAAUAAUUUUUCUCAUGCACAAUGUUAAGCAAAA
Labeo rohita (rohu) is the source of this 4019-nucleotide messenger RNA. RefSeq names its product tumor protein p53 binding protein, 2a (gene tp53bp2a). The transcript has 18 exons. The record is from RefSeq and is a predicted model, not a curated record. The coding region runs from base 425 to 3616 and encodes 1063 amino acids. Gene Ontology annotation, molecular function: p53 binding. Gene Ontology annotation, biological process: regulation of apoptotic process; signal transduction. Gene Ontology annotation, cellular component: nucleus. NCBI's taxonomy places the organism in Eukaryota, Metazoa, Chordata, Actinopteri, Cypriniformes, Cyprinidae.